AUGUUGAGCAAACCAACAGCAAGUCACCAGAUCAAGUAUCUGGCCGUGAUUGCUUCCCUCGUUUUCAUCUGGCUCGUCUGGCGCCUCGAUCUUCACACAGAGGUUGCCGAGCAUGCCCGCAAGAUCACACACCCAAACAGCACGCCGUACGAUGGUCUCGCUAAAGCCGGCAGCAGCGAGGUCCUCCCUCCCGCAAAGGCCGCCGAGUACUGUGACCACUUCCGCUUGAAGCCGGCCAACACUGAGUUGGUCCGCAAGCGCAAGGUGUACGAUCUGCUCCUCAUCAACACCGAGGUUGAGAUGCUCGAGGUCCGGCUGGGCCAGAUGGCUCCCUACGUCGACUACUUUGUCAUUCUCGAGUCGGCCUUGACCUUCACCGACAACCAGAAGCCGCUGUACAUCAAGGAGAACUGGGACCUCUUCAAGCCGUGGCACGACAAGAUGAUUCUCCGUCAGAUGGACCUCGAAGCCCUCAAGGAGAGCAGCACAUGGGACCGCGAGGCCAAGAGCCGCAACGCCAUGUACGAGCAGGUCAUCCCCACUCUCGAGGGCGCGCAGCAGGCUUCCAUUGACGAUAUCCUCAUCGUCUCCGACGUGGACGAGAUCCCCAAGCCCGAGGUCCUCCGCGCCCUGCGCAACUGCGAGAUCCCGCCCCGUGUCUCCAUCCACUCCAAGAUCUACUACUACUCGUACCAGUGGCUCUCCCGCAACGACUGGAACCACCCCCAGGCCACCGUCUACCGCGGCGUCGACACCGUCCUCCCCCAUGACCUUCGCCACAACGCACAGGACCACCACUUCAACCAGGGCGGCUGGCACUGCAGCUACUGCUUCAGCACCGUCGAGGAGAUGGCUCAGAAGAUCAACUCCUUUUCCCACGUAGAGCUCAACAAGCCCGAGUUCAAGGACCCCGACUGGAUUGUUUCCGUGGCACGUCGCGGUCACGACAUCUUCGGCCGAGGCGAGUCCAACUUUGACCGCAUUGAGGAGAACCACGAUGUGCCGGACUACGUCAAGCGCAACUCGGAAAAGUUCAAAUACCUGCUCGACCGCGAUCCGCUCAAUGGUAACUUUAGGGACUACACUCCCAAGGACACCUCAACUCCCCCAGCUUGA
Messenger RNA from Colletotrichum godetiae, 1116 nucleotides. RefSeq names its product family 17 glycosyltransferase. The record is from RefSeq and is a predicted model, not a curated record. Bases 1 to 1116 code for a protein of 371 amino acids. Gene Ontology annotation, cellular component: membrane. Gene Ontology annotation, biological process: protein N-linked glycosylation; N-acetylglucosamine metabolic process. NCBI's taxonomy places the organism in Eukaryota, Fungi, Ascomycota, Sordariomycetes, Glomerellales, Glomerellaceae. The transcript is spliced from 2 exons. Gene Ontology annotation, molecular function: beta-1,4-mannosylglycoprotein 4-beta-N-acetylglucosaminyltransferase activity.